AUGAAGUAUCUUCGCAAAGUGUACCAUUUUGCCAAAGCUGGUGGAAGUAGCUUCAUGGAUUCAGAAGUUGUGGAAGGGAGAAAAAGACUGCAGUUACGGGCUGAAUAUGCUGAUUUAACUUUUCCUGCAGACAGACAGGCAUUUACUGUGCAGCUGCUGAUGACAUGCGUGGAUGUGAAGGUAGAUGAAAACAGGGGCUUCAGGGAACGGCGUUUGCAACGGUACAAAAUUUUCAGGCAGCCAUCAGUUAAACAAAUAAACAGCAAAGAAGGAGUGGCUAUGAUAGACACAGUUCUCGUGUCUAAACUCUUGGGAAGGAAAGACAGUGGGAACAUCGCUGUCAUCCCAGCAAGCACGGCCAUCCGCUGUACACUGGUAAAUUGCACAUGUGAAUGUUUUCAGCCAGGGAAGAUUAACCUGAGAACCUGUGAUCAGUGUAAACAUGGCUGGGUAGCACAUGCCUUGGACAAGCUUAGUACUCAGCACCUCUACCACCCAACACAAGUGGAGAUUGUGCAGUCCAAUGUUGUGUUUGACAUCAGCAGCCUGAUGCUCUACGGUACUCAGGCUGUGCCUGUGAGACUGAAGAUACUACUCGACCGACUCUUCAGUGUACUGAAGCAAGAGGAGGUGUUGCAUAUUCUGCAUGGCUUAGGCUGGACACUUCGAGACUAUGUUCGAGGCUACAUCCUUCAGGAUGCUGCAGGCAAGGUGCUGGACCGCUGGGCCAUCAUGUCCAGGGAAGAAGAGAUCAUUACCCUUCAGCAGUUCCUGAGAUUUGGAGAAACCAAAUCCAUUGUGGAGCUGAUGGCAAUUCAAGAAAAAGAAGGGCAGGCUGUGGCUGUGCCGUCUUCAAAGACAGAUUCAGAUAUAAGGACUUUUAUUGAAAGCAAUAAUCGCACCAGGAGCCCAAGUCUCCUUGCUCACCUGGAGAAUAGCAACCCUUCCAGCAUUCAUCAUUUUGAAAACAUCCCGAAUAGCCUUGCAUUCUUGCUUCCAUUCCAGUACAUAAAUCCAGUCUCUGCUCCACUGUUGGGGCUGCCUCCAAAUGGCCUCCUGCUGGAACAGCCAGCAAUGAGGCUCCGUGAACCAAGCCUUACAACCCAAAAUGAAUACAAUGAAAGCAGUGAAUCUGAAGUUUCCCCUACGCCUUUCAAGAAGAAGGGGCAAACACCCAGGAGGAAUGCUUUGACCAGCAUCACAAAUGUGGAGCCCAAAACUGAGCCAGCCUGCGUCUCUCCUGUUCAGACGCCUACGCCUGUCAAUGAUUUAUCGAAAACGGAACACACGAAAAGCUCUUUCCGCAUUCACAGAAUGAGGAGGAUGGGGUCAGCCUCCAGGAAAGGAAGAGUGUUUUGCAAUGCAUGUGGCAAAACUUUCUAUGACAAAGGUACCCUUAAAAUCCACUACAAUGCCGUUCACCUGAAAAUCAAACACCGGUGCACUAUUGAGGGCUGCAACAUGGUGUUCAGCUCUCUCAGAAGCCGCAAUCGCCACAGUGCUAACCCCAACCCCCGCCUUCACAUGCCUAUGCUAAGGAAUAACCGUGACAAAGAUCUAAUUCGUGCUACAUCGGGUGCCGCCACUCCAGUCAUAGCAAGUACAAAGUCCAACCUAACUUUAACAAGCCCAGGGCGUCCACCAAUGGGGUUUACCACUCCCCCUCUAGAUCCCGUACUACAGAACCCUCUUCCCAGUCAGCUGGUGUUCCCAGCUUUAAAGACUGUCCAACCUGUUCCUCCUUUUUACAGAAAUUUACUUAAUCCUGGAGAGAUGGUGAGUCCUCCAACCUCACUCCCUACCAGUCCAAUAAUACCAGCAGUGAGUGGCAUGGAGCAGCAUCCCCCUCCUCCUUCAGAGUCAUCAGUACCUUCAGUGCUGAUGCCCACCCCAGAGCCUAAUGCUGACCUUGCCCCCAAGAAGAAGCCAAGGAAAUCGAGCAUGCCAGUUAAAAUUGAAAAGGAAGUUAUUGAUACUGCUGAUGAGUUUGAUGAUGAAGACGAAGAGGUGAAUGACAGCAGCACAAUGGUGAAUGACAUUGGUCAUGACAAUCACUGCCAUUCUCAGGAGGAAAUGAGCCCAGGCUUGUCCGUAAAAGACUUUUCGAAAAGUGACAGAAGCAGAUGCAUUUCCAGACCAGACAUAAGAAGGGCAGACAGCAUGACAUCAGAAGACCAGGAGCACGAGAGAGACUAUGAAAAUGAGUCAGAGUCAUCAGAACCCAAACUGUGUGAAGAAUCCAUGGAAGGUGAUGAUCGUCUCCACGAACCUGGUGAAAAAUCUAUGAUGCACAGUGACAGACCAGAUGAAAACCACAAUGACUCUUCCAAUCAGGAUGUCAUUAAGGUGAAGGAAGAGUAUACAGACCCUACAUACGAUAUGUUCUACAUGAGCCAAUAUGGACUGUACAAUGGAGGCAGUGCCAGUAUGGCUGCCCUUCAUGAAAGUUUCGCUUCUACAUUCAACUACAGCAGCCCUCAGAAGUUCUCGCCAGAAGGUGAAAUGUGCUCCAGCCCAGAUCCCAAGAUCUGCUAUGUGUGCAAGAAAAGUUUCAAGAGUUCUUACAGUGUGAAGCUUCACUACAGAAAUGUUCAUUUAAAAGAGAUGCAUGUCUGCACAGUGGCUGGCUGUAACGCUGCGUUCCCGUCACGGAGAAGCAGAGACAGGUCAGUAAAUAUUAAUUGA
Molecule: messenger RNA, 2685 nt
Organism: Phaethon lepturus (White-tailed tropicbird)
Lineage: Eukaryota; Metazoa; Chordata; Aves; Phaethontiformes; Phaethontidae
Gene: BNC2
Product: basonuclin 2
Exons: 7
Coding region: 1-2685 (894 amino acids)
Biological process (GO): regulation of DNA-templated transcription
Cellular component (GO): nucleus
Source: RefSeq, a predicted model, not a curated record